Molecule: messenger RNA, 4813 nt
Organism: Caretta caretta (loggerhead turtle)
Lineage: Eukaryota; Metazoa; Chordata; Testudines; Cheloniidae
Gene: CPLX2
Product: complexin 2
Biological process (GO): neurotransmitter transport; regulation of neurotransmitter secretion; synaptic vesicle exocytosis
Cellular component (GO): SNARE complex; terminal bouton
Molecular function (GO): syntaxin binding
Source: RefSeq, a predicted model, not a curated record
GGCUGUUUGCAGGCGGGGCGCGGGGUGGCUCGGACUCCGGCAGCGCGCACUCCGCCCGGCCCCGCCGGCCGCCAGCGCAGCCUCCCCGCCCGGCGUCCAGGGCACAGGCUGCCCCUGACAUGCUCUGCCCCAGCGAGGAGCCAUCGUGUUAGUGCCCCGAAGACAAACGGACGCCUGGCUGGAGAGACACGGAAAGGCUCUUACUGCUGCCCGACCCCAGGGUGGAGAUCAAGGUGGCACCUGAUCCUAGGAGUCCGGCCCACAGCACUGGAUGAGAAUUCUGCUGUGGUCUAGAGCGCACUGAUCCAGCCCGGCAGCAUGGACUUUGUAAUGAAACAAGCAUUAGGGGGGGCCACCAAGGACAUGGGGAAGAUGCUGGGCGGAGAGGAAGAGAAGGAUCCCGACGCUCAGAAGAAGGAGGAGGAGCGGCAAGAAGCCCUUCGCCAGCAGGAAGAGGAGCGGAAGGCCAAGCACGCCAGGAUGGAAGCCGAGAGGGAGAAGGUCCGGCAACAGAUCCGGGAUAAGUACGGCCUGAAGAAGAAAGAGGAGAAGGAGGCAGAGGAGAAGGCGGCGAUGGAGCAGCCGUGCGAGGGCAGCCUGACGCGCCCCAAGAAAGCCAUCCCGGCAGGCUGCGGGGACGAGGAGGAGGAGGAGGAGGAGAGCAUCCUGGACACGGUGCUCAAGUACCUGCCCGGGCCCCUCCAGGACAUGUUCAAGAAGUAACAGCCCCGCGCCACCCACCCGCCCGGGCCCACCCCCACACACUGGGGUGCACUGGACCGGGGGGGGGAUUUUCAUUUCUUUUAUUUCAUUUGGUUUUUGUUCCAACUCAGUUUCGAAGGGAAGAUCCCAGAUGUGUCCCCUGUGCCCAGAACCCCUCGCUGCUCCAGUGGGGCGGACGAGGCAACCAGACCAAAACCCACCCCCCGCCUGCUGAGCUCCGGACAGCCGGAGCCCCAGGCUGGGCACUGCCAGGAGCCCAGGGCUCCCCCUUCCUCCCUCGCCCCUCAGCCAUACGGAGUCGGAGUUCUGUUGUGCCAAAGUGCCAGCCGGUUGCUUGGCAAAUCCCCCCGGGCGUGGGGGGCGAACUGGGACCAAAUUCACUGCAGUAACCUCAUGUCGGGCGGAGGGUGGGGCAGACGGUAGGGAAAGGCACGGCUCUGCCCGCUCUCCAUGCCCCCUCCCUGCCCUUCACUAACUUCAGACAUUCCUCAGUCCCACACUGCCUCCCUACUGCCAGGGGUUAGGGAUGUGCUGGCAUCAGGAGAGCACCCGCAGGCUGGGGGCUGUGCCCCCCACAACCCCGGCCCUGCCUGGUCUCAGCCCAUGGAGCAAAGCAACCCUGGCCUGUUCCAGCUCUCCAGCUGGCGGCUGUAGAUGUCCUGCCGGGCCAGGUUCCAGGGGCCAUCCUGGGGGCUGGCGCAGAGGGGACAUGGUGGGCUACAGGCCUGGCUUCCAGCGGCGCCACCCCACAGCUCUGCCCCCCGCCCCCCCCAGCUGCUGUGCCCAUUUCUGUUGCAUUUUGUUUGGGCUUCAGGAAGGAGCUGUUGGGUCCAGCCCCUCCCCUGGUGCUGGGCAGCCACACGCUGCCCCUCGCCUGCCGCAGCAAGCACCGGGGAGAGCCCUGGAGCAGGGGCUGCGGUACACAGGGGGACACGUGGACUCCCCAGAUAACCCUGCCCCGGGGUAGCAGGGCAACUGGUGGGACUGGGGGGGCCGGAAGGAAAGAUGAAGCCUUCCUCACCACUCUGCCUCUGCCCCCAACCCCUCCGCAGGCCCAGGCGCGACCCCAGCCAUGCCUGUGCCCCGGGAGUCACGUCCCCCGCAUGUCUCCAGCCAAGCCGAGCCCGUAUGGGCGUCCCUGGCCGAGCUCAGCCCUUGGGGGGAUCAAGCCGAGCACCUUUGCCAUAUUCAAGACCCUGCCCAUUAGGGCAAAUGGUUGGGGAGGAGAUUUAUAAAAAAACAAGGGCCAGAGUUGGGCCCAAGGAACUGGGGGUUCCCGCCUCCCCUCCCAGCCCCGCUGCACAAGGAGUGUGUGUGGGGGGUCUUGGGUCUGGGGACGAUCCUGGCAUGUUGCAAGGCUGGAGCCCAGAGGGCGGACGCAGCACUUAGCCCUCCGGGUGUCCCCUACCCAACGAUUCCCAUUAUGGCAAGGCUGCCAGCACCUGUCUCCCCAGCGCUGCCCUGAGCUGGCUGCGGGCAGCCCGUGGCAAGGCUGAGCAGCCUCCAGGGGGGUCCCACUCAGCACACUUCACACCCUGGCCCUCGCCCACAUUCCUGCUAUGCCCAUCGCUGUGGUAUCUGGGCACCCGUGCCCACUGACAUACACUGAGCCCUGGCUGGAGGGACCCGUCCUUCUGCCACGCUCGGCCCCUGCUGGUAUCUCUGGCUCAUGGCUCCUGCCUCUGGGCGCCAAUCUGCCCCUGCAUGGCUCCAGGGAGCUCCCCCCAUCACCAGGGCAAACCUGCCCUGGCUCUUCCCUCCACGGCAGCACCAGCCCGCCCAAGGACACAGGCAGCCUCUCCUGCGCCUAGCCCGGGCUGCAAGCUCAUUGCCCAGCUGCAGCAGUGCUGAGCCAGGCAGAGCGAAGCGGCCGAGAGCUGCCCGCCCGAGCUCUCACCAGCAGAGACAGUCCCCCCCCAUGCCCUGAGGCGGGUUCAGAGGCCCAGGACUUGUCUCCUGUUUCCCAAAGGGGUUUCUUUGCUUGGGGUGGGAGUUCCCGAUUGCAUCCCAGGGUUUCCCUUUUCCAGGGGUUUUGUUUUUGCCUGCGGGUUGAGUCUGAGAGAAGCCACAAAGUCUCGCUCGCGUCUGUGUCCUUCUCCGAUAGUUAAAGCCAUAUCAGUUAGACUGCAAUACAUGCAACGCAUGCCAGCGAGCCGCGCCGCCGUGCUCCAAGCCUGCGCAAAGGAGCAGAACCGGGCGGGACCCCCCGGCCCCCAGCGUCCACGUCUCAGGCCACCGUUGGCCCAUGUGUGUUUCCGCAUUAGUGUUUGUGUAACAGGGUACACUCACCCCAACCCUCUCAUCCUGUCUGCUAGUCACUGCACCAGAUGGUCACCCCAUGGCCCAAGGGACCCCAGUGCCAGGAGGGGUAACGGGGGGGCAGGGGCCCAGGACUAGGAGGGGGGCACUGUGCGGGUCGAUGGCACUGGCCCUUUGGCACCCGCAGCCAGGGCUGACAAGAGCAGGGGAAUGGGGGGACAAUGGGGCUGGGGGCCUGAGGCCAGGCGGGGGGGACGGGACACACAAUGUAUGUAACAUCUGUGUAAAUAAAGUGAACCGGGAGGGGGUGGGGCUGCAGUGACCAUGUGGUUCCAGGACCCCCCCCCAUGUCGGGUGAUGGGCCUGCCCAUCACCUGUUGGGCAGUGAAGCACCGUGCACUGCAGCACCGCUGCUGUGUAUUUUCCCCACGUGCCCGCAAGGAGGGAGAGUGGGGGUCACCUGCUGCGCUGCCCAGGGCUCCCCCCAGCUCGUUUCAGCUGCUUCCAUUGUCUGACGCUCCCACAGCUGAAUGGCUGAUGUCUGCAACCUGCAAUAAACCCAAACUCUACCAUGGGGCAAAGGGCUGAUCCGCCAGACCCGGGCUCCCCCUGGGGUGGCCUGCGUUUGGUUUAUACUUUUACCACUAGGCCGAGAGGCCUGCGACCCUCUGCGGAGGAGGGCGACUGGAGCCGACCGCACAUCUGGCUGCCCCGGGGUCCUGCUGGCCUGAGCAGCUGUACUUCACGGCUUGGUGAGAUGAGGGGCCGGCCAGCAGCUCACAAGGCCAAGUCCCUGCAGCUAGGGUGGGUACGUGAGGACCCCCCCGCUCCCCAAAGGGGCUGCAGGCCCAGGACACAGCAGCAGGGUUUCUCCUGGCUGUGCCACAAGGGCGUUUCAAAGGGGCUCGAUUCUUGUCACAGGCUUUUCCUCCCCACCUGGAAACUGACAGGAGAGAAGCGCCAAUCUUGUGUGUGUGGAGAGAGAGAGAGAGGGCUCGCGUGUUUGUGGCUUUGAGUGCGUGUGCAAAUGAGUGUACAAAUACGGCUGUCUUGGCGCAUGAGCGCAUGCGUGCGCACCGAACCAUGUGCUGUUUGCACCUGAGCAAGGGGACAGUAGGCGUGACAGGGAGUGUGCGUGUACACGGCUGGAUGUGCGCCUGUGGGUGGGUGUACGCCCGCGCACGCUUUGCUUGUGUUCCCGCCCAUGCCCUGGGGCCGGCCGGCCGGCAGAGGGUCGCCAGAGCCUCCAGGGGCAUCCCAGCGCCCCCCGCUGCCCAAGGCGGCUGCGGCUCUCACCUGCUGGCAGCGACACCAGCCCUGGGGCUGAGCCAAGCUCACUUGCUCGAUAUGGGGAAUGUAAAGUCCUGCACGUUAGCCCACCAGACUGCUGGAUCCAUUCUCCCCUGCCCAGCCCCCUGAUAGUGCUGCCCAGCGCAGCCCCCCACCCACCCCGGGGGCUGGCAUCCCACAUAAGGAGGGGGACAGGCCCCCCCAGACGGGGAGAGCUCCGGGGAGCACACUAGAGCACCAGGGAGGAGGGUUCCUUCAGUUGCUGGAUGUGUGACCCUGCACUGACCCCCCAACCCACAGAAUACACCCCCUCCUGAUCCACCAACCCCCUCUCAGCCACUAGCUUCUCUGCAGAAACUCAUGGGGCACAGAAGGGCCCUAACCUUUCCCUGCCCCCUGAUCUCCUGGUGCUCACACCCACCUGAGAAGUGCUCUUGGGACAGGGGCCGGCCCAGGCAGGGGUCCCUUGCCAGCCAUGCGGUGACCAUCCCACUCCAACUAGUCUUCGACGAAAUAAUAAAAUAAAGGAAUUUGUACGUUG